Messenger RNA from Ascochyta rabiei, 1872 nucleotides. RefSeq lists its product as uncharacterized. Gene Ontology annotation, molecular function: transmembrane transporter activity. The transcript has 2 exons. Gene Ontology annotation, cellular component: fungal-type vacuole membrane. NCBI's taxonomy places the organism in Eukaryota, Fungi, Ascomycota, Dothideomycetes, Pleosporales, Didymellaceae. The record is from RefSeq and is a predicted model, not a curated record. Gene Ontology annotation, biological process: transmembrane transport. The coding region runs from base 1 to 1872 and encodes 623 amino acids.
AUGUCUCUAAUCCAGCAUGUCACGCAACAAGAGGGAGCCGACCGAGAAGAGGCGCUUGCCGAUUUGUUUCUAUCGCCGAUAGACCGGCUGAACAGCCGAGAGCAGGCUUCGGAACGUCGGCGGCUCUCGCUCUCAAGUCAACACUCCAACUCGGGCUUCCUGCACGCAGGCAAGUCUAUAAAACGCGUCAUCAGCUACGAUACGCUCCACAGGCCCGAGGAACCCGUUGCUGGCGAUGUGGACGGCGGCGUAACACAGUAUCAUGUAUCGACCUUCAAGCGUGCUGCACAGGUUUUCACCGUUGUCCUCGCCUGCUGGUUCGCCAGCGGUAUAGUCUUUGGUUUUGCAGCGCUCAAGCCGAUUCUGAUCAAGGAAGGCGUCUACAGAGAUCUCUGCACUCAGGAAGAGCUAGCUGAGGAUGUCGAGGUCUGCUACGAACAGGAUCUGCACCUCAACUUUUUCUUUUCACUUGCCUCUACCACCGCCAAUGUCUCUGCACUUGUUGUUGGAACCAUGCUGGACCGCUAUGGGCCUAGACUCUGCUAUCUCGUCGGCUCGGCUUGCCUUGCUGCUGGUAGCAUCAUAAUGAGCCUCGCCUUUCAGAUUGAGGAAUUCGAUGGCUUCAUAAUCGGAAACUUUUUCCUUGCGCUCGGAGGCACAUUUGUCUUCUUGCCAUCUUUCCAGAUUGCUAAUGCGUUCCCCAAGUAUGGUGGCAGCAUCGUGGCGCUUGUUACUGGUGCAUUUGAUGCCUCUGCAGCUGUCUUCCUCUUUUACAGGCUCGCCUAUGACGGCACUGAUGGGGCUUUCAAACCGCAGACCUUCUUUCUUGUCUACCUCAUCGUUCCCGUAGCGAUUGUCCUCGCCCAGCUUGUUUUCUUGCCCACUGAAAAUUACAAGACCGCUCCUCAGCUGGAGAUGAAGAUUCAGCGUGCUGAGGAGAGCACCAGGGAUGUGCAUACUUCGGACGAGGAUCUCCCUGAUGACGAAGUCUGGAGACGCAGGAAGAACCGCAGUGCUCGACGUCGUCAACGGUUGAGCAAGCUAGACAAGCUUGUUGGCGACGAAGUGGCACGAAAGAAGCGAGAAGAGAAGGUCGAGCACCGUCUUGAGGCUUCGGGAGUAUGGGGUGCCUUGCACAACAAGACUGCCGUAGAGCAGAUGCUCACACCCUGGUUCAUACUCCUGACCCUUCUUACUGUCGUGCAGAUGGUGCGCAUGAACUACUUCAUCGCAUCCAUUCGAGAGCAGUACGCCUACAUGCUCGGAUCCAUCGACCUAGCUACCCGUGUCAACGAGUUUUUCGACUGGGCACUGCCUUUAGGAGGAGUCCUGAGUACACCCUUCCUGGGCAUGCUCCUCGACAACGUCAGCACGCCCGGCGUCCUGCUCAUCAUCGUCAUUAUUGCCACUGCGAUUGGUAUCGUUGGCUCGGUUGCCACGCUGUGGGCUGGAUACAUCAACGUCAUUCUCUUCGUCUUCAUGCGUCCUCUCUACUACUCCGCAAUGUCCGACUACGCCACCAAAGUAUUUGGCUUCGCGACUUUCGGUCGUGUAUACGGAACCAUCAUUUGCUUCUCCGGCUUGAUCAACCUGUCUCAAACUGGCAUCGAUGCACUUACUAAGCGUACCUUCAACGGCAACCCAGUGCCCGUAAAUGCUUUCCUGGCCGGCUUCACCUUCAUCAUCGGCACGUCGCUUGUAGUGUACAUCACGGUGCAGGUCUACCGGGUGCGCAAGAAGCUCGACGAGGAGGAUGCCAUGACUGUAACGAAUACUGAUGUGGGGAGCAUCAUGGAGAGCCUUCUGGAAGAGGACGAGCCGAGAGACUACGGCAGUAUUGCCCCCAGCCGCCCCUCGAGGGAAUACGUCUAA